AAGGGUGAGGAGGGGGAAGAGAACGCAUCAUCGUUUAGGUAUAAAAAGUGCCUCUUUCUGCUGCUCAGAUCAAUUCGUCCAACAUCUCUCUACUCCCUGCUUUCUACUCGAGCGCUCAUAUCCACCACGCCCUUCGUAUCAGCAUCACAAACAUUCCAACUUUCUCAUCUAAUACACCUCUCGCUACAAUGAACGACAGUCAGCUCCAGAGAAAGACACUCUGGGAUAAGCGAUUUUUGGCUAUCAGCGUCGGAACAGGCGCAGCUGGAUUAGCUGCCACUGUACUAGCUGGAUUGGCAGCGACAGCCCCGUUGCUUCCUUCAAUUAUUGGUGUAAACGUAUCCUCUGCAGCUAUCGGAGGGCUCACAGGCAGGGUGGUACACAACAUCGCCAAUGCAGACGACAUUCUCUAUAUACCGACACGACCCGCCGAUGCUCAGCAAACAUACCGAAAAGUCAUAUUGGAGACCAUAGGCAAAGAUCUGGAGACGUACGUCACCUCGAUCCGUGAGAACAGACCUCAGUCUGGGGGUGAUACUUUCGAACUCGACUCCAACUGCAACGCUGCUUUCAAGAUUUUUGAGGUGGCAGGAGGAGAGAAGCUCAAAUUUGUUCUGAGGUACAAGAUCUCCGUCUCGCCAAGAGCUGAUACCAGUGUCAGGAAGCCCGAGGAAGGAGUAGAGGCUCCCCCAUUGCCAACCUACGUCAACACUGCGAUGGAGUCAUACUAUCUCCCGCGGACCAAACAUUCUUGGUACAACGGAUGCGUACGUAGUACCGCCUUGGGUUCGCUGGGUGGUCUCGUUGGAGCUGGUGUAGAAGGCUUCUUUCCCGCCAUUCGGGGUAUGCACUUUUUCCACUGGGUACCCAACUACAACGCAGGCAUCCUUAUUGGAGUUCCGACUGCUUCAGCAGCCGGAGGUGCUACACUGCAACAGUUUCAUGAAGCGGAAGUCGAGAAGACGACUUUGGAGAUGGCAAAACUUUACAAAGAACUAGGAGAGCACUUUUUCCGCCUGCUCGAAUGUGCCCGUCGCAACGACGUAAUCCUCACGGUUAAUGCAAGAUGUGGAUACCGUCAAGCAGUGAACGUAAACGUUUCUACUUUGGACCUCAACAGCGACAUUCACUCAGGAUUCGAGAUCAACAAGUCCAUCAAUGUGCCCACCGCGGCUACCUAAAGAGGUGACUGUCAGCCGAUACGACCUGCUACUAUAC
Molecule: messenger RNA, 1218 nt
Organism: Acaromyces ingoldii
Lineage: Eukaryota; Fungi; Basidiomycota; Exobasidiomycetes; Exobasidiales; Cryptobasidiaceae
Exons: 1
Coding region: 189-1181 (330 amino acids)
Source: RefSeq, a predicted model, not a curated record